UAUAAAGAUGGCAAACUAUUCAACGACAACGCAUCGACAUCAACGACACACUGCCGUUACAAAGGACAAAGAUGGGCGGGUCCCAGGGGAGUAAACCAGAAGCGCCAGAGGAGCUCAGGAUCAUGCUCAUUGGAAAGACUGGAGCUGGGAAAACUUCAAUCAUGAACACGUUCCUGGGAAAAGCUGCUGUGACGAAGAACUCGUUUGCCUCAGAUGAAGCGCCGUGCACAACCGAGACGGCGCCGUUUGGAAACCAAAGACUGGUUUUAGCUGAUACUCUCGGCCUGUGCCACACCAGCAAAUCUAAGGAGGAGGUGCUGAGUAAGCUCAUUGCAUCCACCUUUCAGUUUGAUUCUGAGCAGGGGCCUCACGUGUUCCUGUACGUGCACAGAUGGGAGGACGGUUUUACGACACAUGAUGUGGAACGAGUGAAAGUCCUGAGGAGGAUCUUUGGUAAAGAGGCCAUGCGUUAUUUCUUCCUCCUGAUCACACAUAUCGAUGGAGAUCUGUCUGGUGGGCAGAAAAACCAGAUAAGGAAGUUUAUUAAGAAAGUGGGAUUUAAAACACAGAAAUACUGUGUUAUUAACAACAGAGGUAAUGAAAACCGAAAAACAAAAGAACAAAAGGAGCUGGUGAAGGAAAUCAAUGAAAUGGUAGAAAAUAACAAGCUAAGGAACUACACCAAGGAAAUGUUUGAACAUGCACAGGAAGUCUUAAGGAACCAAAUCCAAAAGUCAAAAACUCAGAGGCAGAUGGGUGCUGGAGACCAACAUGUGGCCACUGUCGCUAAAGCCCUGUUGUCUCCUGUGCUGCCCGCGGACUUUGUUACCGUAGUCCUACAAGCAAAUGUCUGGCUGGCAACAAAGUUUGACAACUGUCUCACGUAAUAACAAAAAGCAGGGAAGUCGAGACCUUAAGCCUUCAGACUGUAGCAACAAACCCAUUAGAAACGAUCCACAUUUAUUGUGCUGUAAUAAAACAGCAGCUGAUCCAGAGUACUAUAAAAGAGUGAAAUAUUCAACUAUUUUUACUGCACUUUAUUAAUCUGAUACCUUCAGCUUCUCUGCAGACCGCAAUCAAUAGUACAACCAAUGCAUCACCAUGCUUUAGAGGAAAGACAUUUCCACGCUUGCUCCGUCUGUGCCAACUCCACCUUUAUCAUUUUUCUGUAAACACUUAUGUAAUUUUUUUUUAAAAGUGAUCUUUGUGUUUGGUAAUGCCACAUUCUUCUCCUCGUGUGUUCUUUCUGAUUCAGUAAAGUUAAAAUGCUAAUGUAUCAAUCAGUGUGUGAAAUUAAUCAGACAUUAACAGCAAAAUCAGCAAAUAAAAGAUGAUUCAAACAAAA
Messenger RNA from Oreochromis aureus, 1345 nucleotides. Its product is annotated as GTPase IMAP family member 4-like. Gene Ontology annotation, molecular function: GTP binding. The transcript is spliced from 3 exons. NCBI's taxonomy places the organism in Eukaryota, Metazoa, Chordata, Actinopteri, Cichliformes, Cichlidae. The record is from RefSeq and is a predicted model, not a curated record. Bases 72 to 887 code for a protein of 271 amino acids.